Styela clava is the source of this 4243-nucleotide messenger RNA. RefSeq lists its product as uncharacterized. Gene Ontology annotation, molecular function: G protein-coupled receptor activity. Gene Ontology annotation, biological process: adenylate cyclase-activating G protein-coupled receptor signaling pathway; cell surface receptor signaling pathway. Gene Ontology annotation, cellular component: plasma membrane. The record is from RefSeq and is a predicted model, not a curated record. NCBI's taxonomy places the organism in Eukaryota, Metazoa, Chordata, Ascidiacea, Stolidobranchia, Styelidae.
UGAGUAGUAACGUAUACACAUAUAUAUAGUAAUAUACUAAAGUUGUUCAAAGAAAAUUGCUUCGUGAUAUUGUUAACGAUGUGGAGGACAAUCAUUGUAGCAGCAUCUGUGCUUGUUGUCGCCUCAUCGACGCAAACAAACGGGAAAUCUGCAAAAUCAACAGCAAGACCAUUUACGACAGCUGAAACAAGUAACAAGACUAAUAAAUGCGUGAAUGACCUUGUAAAGAAAUGGAUAAAUACUACGCUGGAUAACGUCAUGCAAUGCACAAAUGAAGAACAAUUUGAGAAUGGAAAUUACACAAUACAUAUAUGUAUAACAGGCACAAAUACCACAAACAUCUCUACGACAACAGGUGAAUGUGGUUGUAACCUAUCCGGAAUAUUUCGAUACAAUUUCACUAACUUGAACAUCAGUGCCAGCGACAAAUGUCAGAAUAUUUCGUCGCAGAAAUUCUUUAAUUAUACAAGUCGAAAUUGUGAAAAAACGGAAACCGCAAGUACCACUGUCAUCCCCGUGACAGAACCGACAACAACAACAACCGAAAGCAUCUCACCAACACAAUCAACGACCACAACUAAGACGACCACAACUAAGACAGCUGAAACACAAAAACCUGUGAAAGAAGUUAUGACAAAUAUAGAACAAAACAGCGCACAGCAGAAUCAAAGUAAUUUGACGGACGAGAAUAACUUGAUAUUUGUGGUUAAUAAUGUAACGGGACCGGCUGUUGGCUCUGAAGAGAAACCUGCGUAUAAAUCACCGAAAGGUGCAACUGUCGUUAAAAGUUUAACUUUUGGCAAAGACAUUGCUAAUGCGAAGGUCGUUAUAACUGAAAAAACUUUGGAAAAAAACACCGACUUGUCUGGACUUUCUCAAACCAUGGUUGACAACGAUUCAGGAGGAGUAAGAAAGACCAAACGAGUGGUUUUUGGGAAUAAGGUGUUGUUAAUCGCAGCUUUCGAGGGGAGUGACAACAAGAAAUUGCAAGUUCAGGUAGUGAAAUUUACAGUAGAUACCUCGGCAGGAGAUUAUAAUGAAAUUCGAAAAAACGUUGACGACGAAGGCUCAACAAAUACGAUUGGACGAUCAAUACUCACAUCUCUAAGGGGUGUCUGUGCGUUUUACGACGAAGAAACAGAAGCAAUGUCUGAAGAGGGUUGUCAGACAGUUGGAGAUGUAUCUGGAAAAGGAGUGUCAUGUCGUUGUGACCAUACCACUGUGUUUGCAGUUCUCAUGUCUGCAAACGUAGUGGUAGUUCCAUCAGGAGUAAAGAUCGUGUCAUAUAUUACCGAAAUUGCUUCCAUCAUAUUCUUGAUAAUCACUGCCAUCCUGCUAAUGAAAGUACGCAAUCAUGUGAGAGGAGACAGGGUCAAAGUUCAAAUAUGCGUGACGUUUUCUUUACUGGUGUUACACAUUCUCAAUGUUUUCCACGACCUUGCUUUGCUCAAUGAUACGGCUUGUGAAAUGGUGACUGUAUUGAUGCAUUACUUUUUCUUGUGCUCAGCGAUGUGGAUGCUGAUGGAAGGAAUCACUCUAUUGUUUAAGACCAUGGACAGUGUAAUGCGUUUACUCAGUGGGAAAAAUGCGAAAAAGUUUGCGAUCUCUCGUUAUGUGAUCAGCUUUUCAGUUCCGUUUGUGAUCGUUAUUAUUUCUCUGGCUUACGGUUUCGCUAACGGUGUAUACAUGCCUUUGAACGAACUGUGGAAAAAAGAUGGACAAGGCCCAAAAUAUAAGCAUUGCUGGCUGUCCGACGAGGAAAAUAUUCUACUUGGAGCAGCUGUCAUUCCUAUUGCUGUAAUUCUCUUGUGCUGCGUAUUGAUCGUGAUCAGAAUGUUUUACAUUGUCUACAAAAUGAGUGUUGAGAGUGAAAAUUACAAACCAACCAACCUGCAAAGGCACAGCAGCGAAUCUGACGUAGUGGAUUUGGAACAUGUUAAAGCAGCUCUAAAGGCAAUUGUCGUCCUAUUGCCUGUACUAGGCAUUCCAUGGCUUCUUGGCUUUUUCACAGGCAUCGAGAGCGACGAAACCGGCAUUGUUUUCAUGUAUCUGAACGCAAUCAUCAACGGUCUACAGGGCGUUUUCCUCUUCGUUGUUUACUGCAUUAUCGGAAAGGAAGUCAGGAAAUCUAUUAUGAACGUGCAAAAGAAAUACUCUGUCUCCUUAGAGUUUUCAUCCAAGAGAAGGAUGACCAGUGAUGCCUCAGCUAUAAGCACAGCUCAAGGCACCAUGUCGACAAACGUAGGGGAAAAUUUGUAUUCAGAAGCGCCAUUCAAUAUUCCUAACGGGAAUGCAAAGGAAGAUAUAUGAAGCCGGAAAAUGUCUUAUUAUCCUUGGAUUAAUUUGCCCCUAUCCUUACCAAAACGAGAUAUACAGUUGUCACAUGGCUGAAAGUUUAUCUAUUUUGUUGUUUGAAAACUUGAAAGAAUGCAUAUUAGUGUACAUUGCAAUAUGCAUCAAGAAAUAAAUAAAUACAUAAGGCUGUAAUAGAUAAAAAAAAAUCGUUUUUCUUGCAAUAUAUUUAUAUAUAUAAACACACCAUUUCUAAUACUCCUUAUUUAUUUUAAAAUAUUUUUCAUUUUUUCUGAUUCUCUUAAAAGAAUUUGACCUUCUUCCUCGAAAGGUUAAAGAUUUCAUUUCUCCACAUCUCUAUACCAAAAGAUUUAGGUGUAAGAAGAGAGGGCUGUAGGCUUUCAACAUAUGAGAUUAAUGUGGUAAUAUGUUUUACAAUCGUUCCCGGAAAAAUGCAGUUAUUCUCAAAAUGUACUAUUAACAUACUAGAUCCUCCCUGACCAACGUUUCGCCGUGGCACAAAUAUUCAGAAUGUCUUCACUCUAAAGCUACUGUAACAAUAAAUACAGGUAACGAUUCUUUCUACAAUAUACAGAUGUUCAACUACGAGGUUAGAAACAGAAAUAAAUAUCUAGAUACUAAUGUUUCAAAAACAUAAUCUAAAGUGUUGAAAUAGUUUUUGCUGUUAUGAACUUCUCCAUUUUUAUUUUCUUCGUGGUAUUUGUGAACUCGCGUCAAAGCACGUUUAUCACGACCACAAACAGGGGGAAACAUGUUUUGUAUUUGUUAUUAUUUUUUAUAUAUAUUUGAAAGGAAACUGACUCUUUUUAACCUAUAUUUUCAACAUGUCAUGUAAAAUGGCAAUUUAUAUUUAAUCCCGGUAGAACGAACUCGAGUUAAACCAGGAAAUUCUGUUUGGUAAAUGAGUCGCUACUCAAUAAUGAUGGGAGCUUAUUAUUAUACUGUAUAUAUGAAUAAAUAAUAUGCAUUUCAAAUUUAAAUGAGAAUAAUGCAAAUGGCUAUAGGUAAAUAAAAUGUAAUUUGGUCAUUGUGCUUUAAUACUUGGCGGAACAAACUGUCGGUAUAUCACCUAAUAUGAAUAUUCUGCAAUACCAUACUUUUUCAGCAGUUCCAUUCAUUUGAGUUUUCUUGUUGUAAUACUGUUUUUAAAAUGAUUCAGGCACUUAAGAAACGAUGUAUUUUUUAAAUAUUAUUAUGUAGUCUAAAUAUUGUCCUUUUAAUAAAAAAAAAUAGCAACUAAUAUCGACUAUAAAAAAAAAACAUAAAAACAAAAGUAUUUAACCACAGUAACAAUUUUUUAUUACUUUUAUGAAAUAUGCAUCCACUUAUUAAUCCACUUUGAAAGUAGACUUACUUGGAUUCUGCUAUGAUAAGGUUACUAAAUAAAUCCACUGUUUACAGAGAAUAAUGGAACAUUUACUGUAACGAAUAGUUAAAUUUCUUUACUAUUUCUUUCCAGUUUCAAUAUAUGUUUCUCCGAACUUUGAUCCUAGUAAAAUUUUUCUUAUACUUUACAAUUGCGAAAUAAUUUAUGCUCAUACUGCGACCAUUGUAUCUACUUGAAUACUUCAUUAAAUUUCAUACGGCCAGCGCAACAUUAGGGCGUUCAUUUGCACUUUAUGGCGAGCGUUAUAUCAAUUUAAUAUUCUAAUGAAUUAAAAGAAAUUAUAACAAUCUGCUGCCUUUUUUAAAUAUUUUUCAAUGAAACUAUAGCAAAAUGUUUCCCCUCUUUUUCUCGUCGUAUUAAGAGAAUAAACUUUGAUGUAAACAUAAUUUUAUUAUGCUUCUUUCUGUAAUCUUAUUUGAGAAUUGAAGUCAAAGCACUUCACUUUGCAGAUCUGACUCCUUAAUUUUGACUGUUUGUUUGUUGAAAAUGUAGAUUUACAUAAUUUUUCACUGAUAUUGCAAUAGAAGUUGUAUGUAAAAAACA